Messenger RNA from Angiostrongylus costaricensis, 1131 nucleotides. Lineage: Eukaryota; Metazoa; Nematoda; Chromadorea; Rhabditida; Metastrongylidae. The record is from the annotation of a GenBank genome assembly.
AUGAUGUUCAACCAACAGCACAUGAUAGGACGGCAGAUGGGUCAAAUGGGUGUUCAGCGACAGAUGUACACUCAAGAUUCCGGUAUGUCUCAACAGAGCCAGAUGCAGAUGCAUUUCUCGCAGCAGCAGCAAAUGCAGCAAAUGAGUCAGCAACAAAUGAGUCAGAUGCCACAGCUGCAGCUCCAGCAACAACAACAACCAUCGGUGGGACAUCAGCAACAAAUGCAGAUGGGAAUGCAACAACAUCUCAGUGGUCAGCAAAUGGGCAUUCAACAACAACAACAACAACAACAACAACAACAAAUGGUUCAGCAACAGUCCAUACAGCAACAUAUGCAACAAACUCAGCAAAUGAGUCAACAACAAAUGCAUUCAGGUCAAACGCAGCAACAGCUCACACCAGGGGGUGGUCCUGGUUCGCAACCUCCUGGUUCAACUCUUGCGGUCGCCAGUGCUGGUGGUCCGACCUCUGUUGGACCUAUGUCGGUUCAACCACAUACUCCAAUGAAUCCUUCCUCUCAGCAAGCAAUCGCACAACCAUCGUCCGUUCAACCUGGGCCGCCAUCCGUAGCACCAGGAACGCCAGCAAGUAAUCAACCCCCACCCCAGGCGCCGACAAUGGGAGAACCAGCCGACCUUUAUCUUCAAGAUCCUGUUGCUCACAGCAAGCAGUUAAUUAUGAAGGAUCUCCGUUUUUGCAUAGUUGAUUUAAACCGUCGUGCCGGUGAGGCUCUCAAAGACCUCAAAGCUGGAAAUGUUCCCUCAAAUUCAAACGAGUACCUCAAGGCGAUGGAUAACCUGUUUGCUGUGUGCGAUGAAAUCGAAGGAAAUCUGGUUUUGGUAUGUGAGACACAAAAGCAAAUGAGUAGAAUGGAGAAAAUAUUCGACAAGGAUGCUAUGAAAUUUGGGGAACAACACCCAAACUAUUCAGACUCAAAAGCGCGAAAUGUGGGAAGUGAAGACGAUUCGACUGCCUACUUCUCCGCUGUAAAUACUUAUAUCGAUCAGACAAGACAGCUUCAAGCUGCUUUUGAUCGUGCCUUUUCACACGUAGGUCGCACACUCGAGACGAUACGCAGGAGGCAGAAUAUGAGUUCGAAUGCAGAGCAGGUUGUGAAAAUGGAGGAAUAG